This is a messenger RNA of Salvia splendens (bonfire salvia), 5024 nucleotides long. Its product is annotated as F-box/LRR-repeat protein At4g14103-like. The record is from RefSeq and is a predicted model, not a curated record. Bases 3279 to 4739 code for a protein of 486 amino acids. Gene Ontology annotation, molecular function: protein binding. The transcript is spliced from 6 exons. NCBI's taxonomy places the organism in Eukaryota, Viridiplantae, Streptophyta, Magnoliopsida, Lamiales, Lamiaceae.
GCAGAGUAAAUCAAAUUGCGUCAUUUUUUGUGAGCGAUCACAAAAAUUGCAGUUCCGAUCACAAUUUUGAUCGAUUGACUGAAAUAUGAAGCUUCUCAUGGCUCACUACCAUUGCAGGCUGCAGCCGAUUUCUCAAUUUUUGUGUUGGCCGUGCACUUCUGCUGUUAAUCGAAUAAAGGGUAUUGUUUCAAUAUUUUAUGCCUUCAUCAUGUUUCUGUAAUGCUUCUCAUUUAUGCAUAUUUGUGGAGGAAAGAGGAGAUGGAUUUUUUUGUAAUGCCUUUAUAUUGUCGCAAUGGAUUUUAUUGGAGCUGCAGAAAUAGGUUUCAGGCGUUCUGUUGUGUUAUGAAUUUGGGGUUCUUUUUUCUGUCGAAUAUGCAGAGAGUUGCCGAUUGUUAAGACUGCGUGAAAUAUGGCUUUUUUGGAUGCUUGAAUUUUUUCAUGCAAAUGGCCUCCUUUUUACAACAGAUUAAGAACUCGAGAUUCAUGCUUUCCCACACUGAUUUUCUAAAUGCCGUGUGGAUUAGCUUGCUUUCGAAAAGAUGGAAGUAUGUUUGGACUUUGAUGCUUUACUUAAAUCUUCAAUAUAUAUUGGUUUGUGAAGCACAAUGAUGAGGAUGGAGUUCUACGUUUUGGAGCCACGCUGUAUGUUUUGGGAUUUUAUCAAUUGGGCUUUACUUAUUAGAGAUGACUCUCAAAUUAUAAGGAUCACAUGUGUACGGAUAUCACAUAAUGAAGCACCUGAUUGAUCUCCUUCAUGUUGGAGUUGGGAAGAAGGUUACAUUGUGUAGUAACAACAUCUCAUUGCAAGUAAUAGCAGUUUUAAGUGACCAAAGAAGUCUUGUCAAGAGUUCCCAUAUGAGGCAAGGUUGCUGAGAAAUUUCUUUUACGUGAUUGUAUUAAGUGCAAGAACAUUACUUAAGAUUGCCAAGUCAUUGAUCUUGAGUAGAUUGAUAGUUCAGGUAGUACUCAAGAAUCUUACAAUCAUGGAUCUGUAUGCUCGUGAGAAAAUUUGGGUUGUACAUGAUUUGUCCUCCAAACUUGUUCAUUUUCUGCUACAUUGGACGAAUGCUGCACUGUGAUGAAUAGUGAAUACAGACUCUUUGGGUAAUGUCUCAGUCUGCCUUCUAUAUUUACCUCGUGGGUGGAUACAAAAAGCUGCUUACUUUGUUCUGCAAAAUUGAUUGGGAUUGAUGAUGUGAAGGCUUUGACUCUGUCCACUCUUGUUGCUAAGGUAUGUGGACACUGCUUCACAUAUCUCUUGUAAACAGAAUAUGGUAUAUUAUUAUACAUAAAUUUCCCGGUGUUUUAUAUAGGACAUAACAUAUGAUUUGCCAAUUCUAUUUCCAGUUUUGUCACUUGAGAGGGUAUUUUUCCAAUAGAUCUAAUAUCAUAUUUGUAAGGAAUUUUAUAUUGAUUAUCAAUCACAUUAGGUUUUUACAUGUAUAUUCAAUGAUUGUUAUAUGACUUGCCUUAUGAGUUCUUCACUAAAAAUGAUGAUAUUAAAGAAAAUUUGCAGGUAUUAAAAAAACGAAAAUAGAAAAAUAUACUUUUCUAAUCUAUGGAUGGUUGCAGACAUCCCAAAACAGUAGUGAUGUUGAAAUGUGUAAGUAUGUAGAUUUGGAAUGUCAAGAGAAAAGAAGCAUUGAAAUGAGGUUAAGAGAAACACUAAAAUCGGAUGUUUAUUUGUCUACUGAUCUUGAUUUAGAAGUACUAAAACUAGCACGUGCAAGAUACUUUAAAAAAUUUACCUAGCUAUUUGAAUCUAUAUCUUUAGCAUGUUCAGGGUGGAAGAAGAUAAAAGGAUUCGCUCAACAUAUCUCUGUGAAUCAUUGCCAUCUUACACUUUGUCAUUUUGGUCCUCCGGAUAUAUGAAUGUAAUAGUAUUAGCAGCUAAAUUGUAUUAAAUGCUAUUUACUUCAUAUAUGAAGGAGUUAAAGAGGCAUAAAAGUGUAGAAAAAGGAUCAUUUUUCUUUUCAAUUGGAGAGAAUUGAAUAAAAAUAGGUUAAUAGUAAUCCGAGACGAGAUUGAGUACCUUGCCCCUAUCCCCAUCAAGUCUCACGGUCUUUUUCCUUUAGUCUAACUUGAGUCCUACUCUUUUUCACAGACAACCUUUCUGUAACAAUGCAUUAGUUUUAGAUAUUUGCAAAACAAGUAAAGAGAUGAACUAGCCAUUCAAGGAUCCAAAAAUUUAUGCCAAUGGUUUUUCAAAUUGUUUUCCAACUGUAGUUUACAUUUCCUUGAUUAUCCUCUCUUUAUCAGACAUUUUCUAGUUUAACUGCUACUAAGUGAGGGAGUUUUUUCUCCUUUCCCUAUAUUUUUAGAUGAUGGGUGCACUAGGACACAUAUAUUACAAAAACCAAGCUAAGUUAUGUUACUUGGCAGAAUACAACACAGAUAACUCAUACUUAAUAAAUUAUGACAUCAACUUCAUACAUGUGAAUUUUUUACAUAUUUUUAAUCAUAUCUUAAUUUGUAUGAUAGACAUUGCUAUCUUUGUAUUUUUCAUGUUUUGGUAAUUCUGCUUAAUAUAUUUGAAAUGCUCAGCAGAAGUAUUUUAAUUUUGAAUAACAUUUCAUAGUCUAUUUCUUAUUAUUUUUGGAUUUAUAAUUUCCGAGAAUAAACUCCUGAGAUAUAUAAUUGUAACCAUUGAGAUUCUGUGGAAACAUUAAACAUCUCUAGGUUCCAAAAUAUAAAAGGGAUACCAGACACAGAGGAGAUUUUCUUUAUUUAUUUAUUUAUUUUGCAUAUAACAAUUUAGUAAAGCACAUAAUUUAGCGACAUUGAAAAACAUCAUCAGAAUGAUUUAUGGUUUAAUUCAGUAUACUCAAUCAUAAUCAUUUCGUGUUGUUUAGAUACACGAUUAGUAUUUGCCAAUAAAAUAAAAUGGGGUUGUGUUUUUACUAAUGGAAUAACAAAUACAGCGUAUUGGUUGGCAACUUGGCAUAAAUGAAAUCACAUUCAUUUGAUACCUCUCAGUGGAAAAUACCAUGAUCCAUGUCAGAUUUUUCUUCCUAUUUAUGUAUUCUCGCUUUUAAAUUUAUUUAGUUGGAGUAACAGACUUUUUCUUUGGUAACUUUUUCGGAGGAGGGGCUGUAUCCGUGUUGUCAGAAUAUUUCUUUAGGUAUAACUAAUGAAUGGCGAAACCUUGUUACCUCCGCUACUCAUUUGGCUGAAUUUUCUGCCCCGCCCCCUCUCUUCCCCGCUAGAGGUUUUCUCGAGAAGUCAAAAAUAGUCUUUCCAUUUGCGGGAUAAGUGCACUAUUUGCUGCAUCUGAAGAAAUGGAGUUUUCUACUAAAAAUAUAAAAUGGACACAAACUGAGAAUGAAAGAAUUAGUGAACAGGAAUCUCAUGACAGGCUAAGUAGUCUGCCCUCUGAAAUCCUAGACCACAUUCUAUCAUUUCUCAGCAUGAAUGAAGUUGUGAAAACCGGCGUGCUGUCAAGAAAAUGGAGAUACUUCUGGCAUUCAACACCAUGCUUGAACUUCGAUUUUAGAGAUUUCUGGAACCAGGAGCGCUGCUUAAAUUUGAGUUACAAUGAAUGCGCGAUAAAAUUUUGGGUAUUUGUCAAGUGCGCUAUCGUGAUCAGAUCACCCAUUUGUAGACUGCGGCUCUACUGUGAAGCCUGUGAUACCAUUCAGCUUGAUUCGCUUUUAUAUCUUUGCACUUUGAAAGAAGUCCAAGAACUUGAUAUUUUUACUGGAUAUGGAAUCCUGCAGUGUCCAGUUCAUUGUGGUGUACCAACUCACGUUGACGCAUUUACACAGGGCGUUGAUAGUCUGGUUAAGUUGCAACCGUUGGCAACCUUUUCAAACCUUAAGACCCUAAAUUUGGUUGGCAUCCAGUUUGAUGGUUCUGAUAUAGCUGAGAAUCUGUUCAGUGAUUGUGGUGUUCUUGAGACUUUAUCUCUGGAAUAUUGUUGUUUUGUGACAAUAGACUAUCUCAAGAUUUCUGCCAAUAAGCUUAGGACUUUGAACUUUGUAAAUAAUGGCCCUUAUUGGUGGGAUUAUACGUGCAUGUUCGACGGUGAGCUGGAACUUCAUACUCCGAACCUUGUAUCUUUCUGGUAUAUCGGGCCAGUGCUACAUCUCAGUCAAUCAUCGGAUAUGCUAUUUUUGAAGAAUGCCUCCAUUGAGCUCCGAUAUCAAAAUACACCAGGGGACUUAGGUGCUAUGGUUUUCAGUAUUCGUCAUGUCCAGGAGUUAUCAGUGUCGCCAAAUUUUGUCACGUACCACUGUCCUGGAGUUAAAAAAGAUGCUGGUGACUUCUGUCCUCUCGACAGUCUGAGGAGCUUGAAGGUUUAUAUGGAAUUCGAGGGGGACCAUAUUGAGGGUCUAAUAAAGCUACUCCAGCAUUCUCGUAAUCUUGAAACUCUAUGUAUCCGAUUCACUGAGGACCCCUGGAAAAUUAAUUGGGAGUCCAGGAAAAUUGACGUCUCCAUGAUAUCGCACAAGCUGAAAGAAAUUGAGAUUUUCACGGGCGGCAACCUGGAGAACUUGUUAGAGCUUAUCAGAUUCUUCCUUGAGAAUGGAAAAUCUUUAGAGAAGAUAAACAUCACGCAAAAGAAAGAAACACUGGCUCCGGAGAAGUUCUACACAUUGCACAACAUUCAGUUAGCUUGUGAAUUGGUUUCUAUAUCCGUCGGUUUAGCUUAUGCAUCUGGAACAAUCAAGAUGUUUGACCUUUUGUUUUGGAAAUGUGGUUCGGGUAUGGCUGGUCAAUCUAUCGAAUACGACCCGUAAACCUAUUCAAUAUCAGAAUAAGUAGAAACAUCAGAGUUGCGUGGAGAAAUUUGGUGGCUCGUGUUGAAGAAGAUGAAAAAGAGGCAUAGCCCGUAUGCGUUUGAUUCAGAAGGACAUCGUGAGUAGAUCGAUCUUUCUUCUACUUGUUCUUUCUUAUCAUAAAAACAAAAACUAGUAUCAUAAUAAUGCGAGGACAUUAUUAUUUAUAACUCUUGUUUGUUUUGAACUAUUGCUGUUUUGAAUUUUUACGGAUUGUUGAUCAAUGCAUUACUAUGCUUUAUUGUA